This is a messenger RNA of Trichoplax adhaerens, 2397 nucleotides long. RefSeq lists its product as uncharacterized. Gene Ontology annotation, biological process: cytoskeleton organization; barbed-end actin filament capping; actin filament severing. The record is from RefSeq and is a predicted model, not a curated record. Bases 1 to 2397 code for a protein of 798 amino acids. Gene Ontology annotation, molecular function: actin filament binding; phosphatidylinositol-4,5-bisphosphate binding. NCBI's taxonomy places the organism in Eukaryota, Metazoa, Placozoa, Uniplacotomia, Trichoplacea, Trichoplacidae. Gene Ontology annotation, cellular component: cytoplasm; actin cytoskeleton. The transcript has 26 exons.
AUGAGUGAUUCAGCAUUUGAAGGAGCAGGGAAAACGCCAGGAUUAGAAAUAUGGCGUAUCGAGAAAUUGAAGGUAGUCAAGCAAGACCCUAAAACUUAUGGAAAGUUUUAUAAUGGUGACUCUUAUAUAUGCUUAAGUACCAAGAAACAGAAUAAUAAAUUAUCUUGGGAUAUUCAUUUCUGGCUUGGUGAGACAACAUCACAGGAUGAAGCUGGAGUUGCUGCUUACAAAACAGUUGAAUUGGAUGAGCUUCUUGGAGGUAGUCCUGUGCAAUACCGAGAGGUCCAGAAUCAUGAAUCUAGAAAAUUCUUGUCUUAUUUUAAACAAGGAGUUCGCUACAUCGAAGGCGGUAUUGAGUCUGGUUUCAAUAAAGUGGAACGCGGUGCAUAUGAAAAAAAAUUAUUUCAUGUUAAAGGCAAACGCCUAGUCCGAAUUUAUUCAGUGGAAGUUAAUGUAACUUCAUUAAAUGAUGGCGAUUGUUUCAUAUUGGAUGACGGCAAGAAAAUUUAUUGUUGGUGCGGUAAAGAUAGUCGCAAGGCGGAGCGGAUAAAAGCAAUGGAGGUAGCUAGGAGCAUUCGUGAUGAUGAACGCGGGGGUAAAGCUAAAAUUUACAUUAUAGAUGACGGAGUAGAUCAUGACAGCAAAUUUUUUGAAGCCUUGGGUGGAUUUAACCGUAAUCAAGUAUUAUCUGCUGAGUCCGUUGACGAUGAUAUUUCUUCAAACAGAGAUGUCUGUUUAUACAGAAUUUCGGAUGCCAGUGGGGACUUAGAAAUGACGCAGGUCGAUGAAAGACCAUUAAAAUAUGAACAUUUAGACCAUAAUGAUUCUUUUAUCUUGGAUAUCGGAGGCAACGAAAUUUUUUUUUGGGUCGGUUCAAAAUGCACUGCAGCGGAGAAAGCAAAAGCAAUGAAUCAAGCUACAACAUUUAUUGAAAAAUUCAGUUAUCCUAAGUGGACUCGUGUUACUCGAGUAAUAGAUGGUGGAGAGAACUCUAUUUUUAAGCAAUUCUUCGUAUCAUGGCCGAAUCGAAAUAUUCUCGUUGCAGCUCCAAAAUAUAGUUCUAGUAAUAUCGCUCAAGUAUCACAAAAUGAAAUCGAUGUGAAAGCACUGCACCAACAACUAAGUCUAAAGAGAGAAGUCUUGCCUGAUAAUGGGGAUGGCUCUGUUACAAUAUGGCGGGUUGAAAAUUUUCAACUAAUUUCCGUUGAUAAAGAAGUUUAUGGUAAAUUCUAUAGUGGUGAUAGUUAUGUCCUGCUAUAUAAAUAUCUCAAACAUGGAGCUGAGCUGCACAUAAUUUAUUUUUGGCUGGGAUUAAAAAGUAGCCAGGAUGAACAAGCAUCUGCGGCUGCUUUAGCUAAUACAAUGGACGAUGAGUUAGGUGGAAUUGCUACCCAAAUACGUGUUGUUCAAAAUAAAGAACCCGAGCAUUUUUUACUGAUAUUUAAAGGAAAACUGGUCAUUUUUGAGAACGUUAACGAUAAAGAUUCUUAUGAUGCUGAUAGUAUCAUGCUUUUCCAAAUUCAUGGAACUACAGCUUUUAAUACUAAAGCCAUUCAGGUGACUGGAAGGGCAUCGUCGUUAAACUCGAACGAUGUGUUUGUGCUUAAAACACCCGAACAAACAGCAAUUUGGGUAGGCAAGGGCGCAAAUGACAAUGAAAAGGGUAUGGGUGAAACCAUCGCUAAAUUUAUUUCACCGAGAGUAGAUAUUGAAGUUAUCAAUGAAGAUGAUGAACUAGAAUGGUUCUGGUCUGCAUUAGGUGGUAAAACUGAGUAUGCUUCUAAAGUAAGAUUGCAGGAAGUUGCACUAUCGCAACCGCCACGAUUAUUUCAAUGCUCAAAUGCUUCGGGAAGAUUUGAAGUCGAAGAAAUUCCAGAUUUUGUUCAAGAGGAUUUAAGUGAAGACGAUGUAAUGCUAUUGGAUACGUAUGAUGAGAUUUUCUUGUGGAUUGGUGAAAGAGCUCGCCCAGAGGAAAAAAAGGCAGCAUUGCAAGUAGCAGUGAAAUAUAUAAAGUCGGAUACUUCUGGACGCGAUAUGAAUAAUACCGUAAUGGCUCAAGUUAAACAAGGUCGUGAGCCAAUAGCUUUUACCUGUAAUUUUGUGGCUUGGGAUCCCAAUAAAUGGAGUAACGGUAAAUCUUAUGCUGAUUUAAAAGCCGAACUUGGGAAAGAGAAUGCUGGUGUAACCUUAAUUUCCGAUGUAACCAAGUAUACCAAAACGUAUGACUACGAAGCUUUAAUAUCUUCUAAGUUACCGGAAGGAGUUGAUGCUCGCCAUAAAGAGAGCUAUCUAACAGAUGAGGACUUCGAGAAAGUCUUUAACAUAACAAGAGAAGAGUUCAAAGCAAAGCCGCAAUGGCGUCAACAACAGCUAAAGAAGGAGAAGAAACUAUUUUAA